AUGAUACACAUCUGGCCGAAGGGCAGUCUUAUAAAUGUACAAACCCAAGCCGAGAAAGACCCUGCACCUCUUGAUCCAGCAUAUCUCGUCAAGUGGGAUGAGGAGGAUGUAUUGAAUCCCCAAAAUUGGAAUCCCAGGUACAAAUGGUGGGUGACAUUCCAACUGGGCAUGCUUGCGUUGGCGGGUAGUCUGGGAUCAAGUAUCACCACGCCGGCCGAUGACACCAUCGCGAAAUAUACUGGCGUGAGCAGCGAGGUUGCCGUGUUGGAUGUAUCUCUCUAUAUUCUUGGUUUUGUCUUCGGACCUAUCAUCUGGGCUCCUCUUUCAGAAAUCUGGGGCCGGAGAGUCAGCAUACUCCCCGCCGUCUUCUGUCUAGCACUAUUCUCCAUCGGCACUGGGGUAAGCACGAAUACAGCGUCAGUGUUCAUCACGCGCUUUUUCGCGGGCUUUUUCGGCUCUGCUCCGAUUAGCAAUGUCACCGCUGCAUUAGGUGACAUAUGGAGUAAAGAGACACGCGGGACGGCAGUCAGCCUCUAUGCAGUGGCAGUGAAUGGCGGACCGGCGCUAGGGCCAGUGAUCGGGGCAGCGUUGUUGUUGAAUCCUAAUAUGGGCUGGCGCUGGACGGCGUACAUCCACGCCAUCUGGGUCUUUGUUAUUUUCACUUUGACCUUCUUCUGCUUGCCAGAGGUAUAUCCACUAGUUCUCCUCAAGCGUAAAGCACAGCGGCUUCGGAAGGAGACUAAUGACCCGCGGUUCUAUCACCCUCAUGAACAUUUGAAACUCGAUGUCAAAUCCGUUCUCACCAAGCAGCUUGCCCGCCCAUUGAUAAUGCUGUGCACUGAGCCGAUUGUCACCUGUAUUGCCUUUUAUGCUGCCUUUGCCUACGGGGUCAUGUACCUGACUCUUGAGGUAUUUCCAAUUGCGUUCCAACAAUCUCGAGGUUGGAAUCGCCUUGUCGGCUCUUUGCCGUUCCUGGCAUUGCUGAUUGGUGUCAUAUCAUCCGUGGGUCUUAACAUCUGGAACCAACACCGCUAUAACCGGAUAUCCAGGGAAGCAAAUGGGAAAGCAGUGCCCGAGGCGCGACUGAUGCCUAUGGCAUUUGGGGCGGUAUUCUUUGUUGUAGGGCUAUUCUGGUUUGCUUGGACCGCCGAACCACCUCAUCACUGGAUCCUACCAUGUCUGGCAGCUGGCUUUCUAGGCUUUGGAUUCAACUGCAUUUUCCAACAGUGUUUGAAUUUUUUGAUUGAUGUAUAUAAGAUCUAUGCUGCUAGCUCAACGGCGGCUGUUACGUUCCUUCGAAGUUUGCUGGCUGCCGGGCUUCCCUUGGCGGCUAAACCGAUGAUCAAGGCUUUGGGGAUUGGCCCUGCUGUUUCCAUUGUUGGAGCUGUGGCUGCAGUUUUAUUGCCGGUACCCUUCUUGUUUAUGAGAUAUGGCCCAAAACUGAGGGGAUUAUCAAAGCUUGCGCCUGAGGAUUCCUAG
Penicillium vulpinum is the source of this 1479-nucleotide messenger RNA. RefSeq names its product MFS transporter. Bases 1 to 1479 code for a protein of 492 amino acids. Gene Ontology annotation, molecular function: transmembrane transporter activity. The transcript has 2 exons. The record is from RefSeq and is a predicted model, not a curated record. Lineage: Eukaryota; Fungi; Ascomycota; Eurotiomycetes; Eurotiales; Aspergillaceae. Gene Ontology annotation, biological process: transmembrane transport.